Messenger RNA from Dentiscutata erythropus, 861 nucleotides. Lineage: Eukaryota; Fungi; Glomeromycota; Glomeromycetes; Diversisporales; Gigasporaceae. The record is from the annotation of a GenBank genome assembly.
UGGCCUCAGGUUUAGCAAAAGUAGUGGAUUGGAGUAUUGCUUUAGUUACAGAUGGUCCAACAAAAUUACGUGCGGCAGAAAAUUCUGCGAAAGAAAAAAAAUUGAAAAUAUGGUGCGAUUAUAUAACUAAAAGCAAGGCCGGUGGUGAUGAUCAUGAGUUUGAAGGAACGGUAACGCGUAUUAUCUCUGGUGAUACUCUUUGCGUAAAGGUAAAUCGCACUGGUGUUGAAAAGAAAUUACAAUUAUCUAGUAUACGACAGCCUAAGCCAAAGGAUCCUAAGUUGCCAGGAUAUAACUUUGAGGCUAAAGAGUUUCUAAGAAAGGAAUUGAUAGGAAAAACGGUUCGCGUAACCAUUGAUUACCAAAAACCCGCCGUAGAAGGAUAUGAAGCGAGGGAAUGUGCUACUAUUAAACUUGGGGAUUUUAAUCCAGCGGAAAAACUUCUAGAAAAUGGAUUGGCGAAUAUUAUAAGGCACAAAAAAGAUGAUGAUGAUCGCUCGAGCUGUUAUGAUGAACUUUUAGUUGCGGAAAAAAAAGCACAAACGUACGCUAAGGGAGUUCAUAGCACUAAAGAACCACCAUUACAUAGAUUUAAUGAUGCCUCAGAGAUUCAAAAUUAUAAAAUGACUUUUAUCAUUGGUGGAAUUCGCGUACCCAGAUUGGGUAAAUCUUCCACUGAAAAACCGGAACCAUUUGCUGCUGAAGCACUUGAAUUUGCAAAUCGUAAAUUAUUACAACGAGAUGUUGAGAUUGAAGUUGAAAAUGUUGAUAAGACAGGAGGUUUCAUUGGUACUCUCUGGAUAAAUAAAACAGAAAAUUAUGCAGCAUCAUUAUUACGAGAAGGAUUUGCGAAAACCCACG